AUGACGUUCGACAACGUCUUCCAGGGCGGCGCGUCGGUGGAUGUGUUUGGCGCCUCCGGCUCCAACCCGCUCGACAAGUGGAAGGUCAGUGGCGCCGGUGUGCAGAAGGUGUACGACAAGAGCGUGCGUGGCUACGUGCUCCGCUGCGACGGCGACCGUCCGUCCAUUCGGAUGCCAAAGGACGAGCGCCGCUCGCUCGGCCUCGUCCAGCCCUUCCUCGUGCUGCAGGUCCUCCUCUCGGACGACCGCUCCUUCUCGUUCGAGCUCCACGUGUCCGACAAGGGCAAGACCCGCCGCCGGAUCCUCUUCUCGACGUCGUUCCGCGAGCCGGCGAGCACGCCGCUGCACACGCGGAUCCCGCUCGCCGCGGUCGCGCGCGGCGUCUGGCUCAACCUCGUCUUUGACCUCGUCGACCUCGUCUCGUGCAACUUUGGCGGCGCCGGCUUUGGCCGGCUCGACGGCAUCUGCAUCGGGUCCGCGUGCACGCUGCGGCGGAUUUGCACGCUGCGCGACCCGCCCGGAGACGCGCCUUGCGCGCCCGACGGCCACUCCGGCCUCGCCGUCGGCGCCUCCGCCCCGCGCGGCUUCGAGCUGCCUUCGGGCGUGCCGACAGCCGACCGGCGCUGUUGCCUAGAAGCGGAAUACUCGGUCCUCGCGAGCAUGCCCGCGGAGGGGGAGGCGGCACCGCGCGGUGCGCCGUCGGCGUCGCCCGAGGGAGGCGCCGCCGCCUCGCUCUGCGCCUCGCCGUGCGGGCACGCCCUCGACUCGGCCGCGCCGCGCCAGCCUCCGUGGGCCCCGGCCUCGUGGGCUGCGGCGGCGCCUCCGGGGAGCAGCGGGCAGGCGGGGAGCAGCGGGCAGGCGGGGAGCGGCGGGCCGGCCCUCUCGUCGCCCGCGCCGCGGAGGCACGCGCACCGAACCGCGCUGCCGGCGGCGGCGGGGCGAGGCGUUUGGUGCGGCGAGGGCGACGGUGCAGACUCGUGCGACGGAGGAGGAGGAGGGCUGACAUCGUCCUCGCUGGUGCUGCAGCGGCGAUACUCGGAGCUGCAGCGGCGGCGGCAGAGGCUUCAGCAGCUGGAGGAGUCGUUCGAGCGGCAGUACGGCGACGUGCAGGCGGCGCAGCGCACCCUCGCGCAAGAGGCGAGGGAGAGUGGCAGCGGCAGCGGCGCGGAUGACGAGGCGGGGAGCGAGGACGACACCGCGUCAGAGGCGAGCAGCCUCGCCGCCGUGCGCGAGCUCGGCCUCCUCUCGCGCCGCGGCGGCGAGGGGAGCGACGGCAGCAGCGCGUCGGAGCCCGAGAGCGCGAUCUCCGAGGAGGAGAUUGCGACCUCCGAGGAGGAGACUGCGACCUCCGAGGGGGGGGCGCUCCAGGGCGAGGGCGGGGGUGGUCGGCCCGCCCGGCGGCAGGCCGCUCGCCGCGUGGACGGGGGGGCGUCUGGCUUCGUGCGCGAGUGCGCGAGCGGAGGCGGUGUGUACGACCCGUCCGAGUACGAGGCAGAGCGAGGGGGCGGCGGGCGGGCAGGCGGAUCUCCGCCCGGCGGCCGAGCAGGGCGAGGGGGGCACGUGGCACAGGCCACAGCCGCUUCUCUCUUCGUCUUGUGCCGUGCGGAUGCGGGCGACGCGCUCAAGCGCUAA
Messenger RNA from Emiliania huxleyi CCMP1516, 1632 nucleotides. RefSeq lists its product as hypothetical. NCBI's taxonomy places the organism in Eukaryota, Haptophyta, Isochrysidales, Noelaerhabdaceae. The coding region runs from base 1 to 1632 and encodes 543 amino acids. The transcript is spliced from 5 exons. The record is from RefSeq and is a predicted model, not a curated record.